AUUCUUCUUCAUUCUGAAAUGGCGUCCGCAGGCGACGGAAGUGCGACCGUGAAGAGGAAAAUUAGCGAACUCAAAGUUGUCCAGCUAAGAGCCGAACUUGAAGGACGCGAGUUGGACAAAAGCGGCAGUAAAACUGCACUGAUUGAGCGUCUUUCAAAGGCUUUAGAAGAGGAAGGACUCGAUCCAGAGACUCACGAGUUUGAAAUUUCUGUUGAAUCGUCUUCAGCGAAGAAAAUGAGUAACGAGGAUACAAACUUAGGUGACGAGGAUACAAACUUAGGUAACAAGGAUACUGACAUAGGUAACGAGGAUACUGACAUAGGUAAUGAGAAAACAGAUGUAGAAAAGGCACCUGAAGUUGAAUCUGAGCCUCAGACAGUCGAUGAAGCAGAAGAAGCAGAAGGUGAAAAGGAGGGCAGUUCCGAGGCAAUGGACGCCGAUGCUCUGCAGCUGUCCAUUGAAGAUGAAGAGAAGCUGCUAAAUGAAGAGGACGAGAACUUUGACAAAUCAAAAGAUGAAGCCUCCCAACAGGAAGACGACAACGGCAGCGGCUCUGCGGCGGCCGCCUCGCCGGCAGAGGCGGCCAGCACCACCACUGGCACCAUCAAGAAGAAGGGCGCCAAGGCAACCCCUGCAAAGGAGCAGGACAAGGCCUCCUCAGCCAUCACCGACUCUCCACCAAAGGAGGACCAAGAAGGAGGGCAAGGGGGAGACAGCGGCACAGAGAAGCGCAAGAAAGAAGAUGCCACCACCACGCCACCGACUGCCAACGGCACUGGAACCGCACCGGCAUCAGCUACUAGCAACAGCAGCACCACCCCUGCUAAGGCUGCCACUGCAAAGAGGUUGGUCUUGACUGCUGUGGGGAAGGCCACCUCAAAGACUGCAAAGACUGCCAAGGGAGAUGCGAAGAAGGUGGUUGCGCCCGCCUCGAGUGGACGAAAUGUCUGGGUGAGCAACUUGUCAUCGACAACACGAGCGGCCGAUCUCAAAGCAAUCUUCAGCAAACAUGGCAAGGUGGUGGCAGCAAAAAUUGUUACCAAUGCGAGGACUCCAGGUGCACGUUGCUACGGGUUCAUCACCAUGGGUACCGUGGAUGAAGCAACCAAGUGUGUCCAACACUUGCACAGCACGGAGCUUCAUGGCAAGACCAUUUCUGUGGAAAAAACCAAGUAUGAGCCUGGUGGUGCAUUGAAGAGGUCGGAAGCCAAAAACAACCAGGCCAAGGCACGUGCUGCUGCUGCGGCCGCUGCUCGCAAGGAUGGCAAGCCUGCCGAAACCUCAACUGCAGCUGGAAGUGCAGCGAGUCAGGCCAAGACCAAAGCGCCUGUGAAGAAAACUGUGGUCACAAAGAAGGUUGUAAAGCCCAAAGCAGCAGCUGAGAAACCCAAAGCUUCACCAAGCACAAAAGACUCUGCGGCCAAAAGCGGAGAUGAAAAGGAUGACGUCAUGGUGAUUGACGACAAUGAAGGAAAGGAAGACUCCAAGGACAAGCACCGUGAGAGGCGUAGCUCUGUCCGUGACCGCCACUCUGGACGCAGCCGCUCUCGAGAACGGCUUCCUCCACGCCACUCGUACUCAUCCAUUCGCCGACCUUACGAGCGUAACAUGGGCUUCUACCGGAGGCCAAGCUUCUACCAGCGGCCCUUCUACAAUCGGGGCAUGGGCAUGGGGCCUGGCUUUAGGGGGCCCUCGUCGUUUGGCCCAAACCGACCUGGCAGCAGCCACGAUAUGAUGGCACUGAGAAGGAUGCGGGAGGAACGCAUGCGCGUGCGAGAACGCAUUGAUCUGCGUGAAGAGGAGCGGCGCAACUAUCAUGACACCUUGCGACAGCGGGAGCUGGAGCGCAAGCGAAGGGAAGAGGCGUACCGGCUGGAACGUGAGCGAGAGCGUCUAAGGAUUGAGCGGGAAAAGCUGGAGCGCGAGAAGCUGGAGCUCAUCUGUCUUGAGCGCGAGAAACAACGUCAGGAGAGGGAGCGCAUCCAGAAGGAGAGGGAAGAGCUUCGCCAGAGACAGCUGUAUGUUGGCCGGGUAGAAGAAACACGACGUGCUGUCAAGCGACCACUCGUCCCUGACAGGAGGGAGGAAGACGCAUAUUAUGCAGAACGGAGACGAUCCCAUCCGUCUAGGCCCGAGUAUGAAAGCAGUGCCUCGAGCAGCAGCAAGCCAGUGAGCCAGCGUUCAGACCGAGAUGAGCGCUUUGGGGGAGGCGGCAGCAGCAGCAGUCGCCACAGUCAUCACAGCAGUAGCAGCCACCACCACCACCACAGCAGCAGUGGCGGUCACGGCAGCAGCCACGGGAGCACACACGGCAGCACACACGGCAGCAGCCACCACAUGCCUUCCUCAUCCCUGGGGAGCCAGAGUUUCUCGAGCAACCGGAACUCUGACUAUCGACACAAUGGAGCACGCAGCUCAUUGGCCGCACCACCGCCACCACCAGCCUCGUCGUCGUCGUCAUCGCGAAGGCCCUCAAUGCGAGAUGAGUGGCGCUCUGAAGGCACGAGUCGCAGGGAGCAUUCGUCGUCCUAUGACGGGGCUAGCACAGGCCGCAGCAGUAGUGCUUUUGCCGUCCCGUCCUGGACCAAAGCUGGCGGCAGCAGCAGCGCUGGCUUUGCCACCUCAAGCAGUGGAUCACAGCAGUGGGUUUCUUCCUCGUCCUCAUCGCGCAAGCCAGAGAGCUCUUCCUCGUGGAACGGUGGCAGUGGAGACCAUCAUCAUCAUCGCUGGAGCAGCGCCGUUGGCAGUAGCACAACCAGUCGUGGCGCCAGCAGUACCAACACUGUUGCUGUGGGCAGCGGAGGCUACACAAACAGCCUCUCCAAUGGUGGGGUGGGAAGUAGCUUUAGCACAGGGGACCGCUACUCGUCGGGGGGUAGCAUGCGCAGGUAUUGAGCCUUUUGAACACCCUGUGCGCCAUGUAAGCGACAGUAGCUGCAGAAAGGGGGGGGGGGGGGGCUGCAUCACUGCUGUGAAAUUGCAGUCAUGCAGUCAAAAGAGAAGUUUGCAAGGUGCAAGCCUAUUUCACUGUGUUGACACGGACCAUGCCUAUUUAUGUUGAUUUCUUGUUUCUUUUCCCACAACGGUAGUGGGAGGUCAGGGUUAAAUUGUUCUCAUUUUGUUAAAUAACCUGGCAUUUGCAGACUUUUUUUUUUUAAACAUUUUGUAUCAAAUACACAUUUUGUCUAGUGCACUGCAAGCACCAACAGAGUUAGGCUACUGUUGUAGCAACUAUAGGCAUUAUGCAUUCCUCUUUUGCUGUUUGUUUUUGUUUACACUGAACUGUACAUUGGCAAAUGGAAAGACAAUAAAUGCAUACAUCAUGUCA
Messenger RNA from Dermacentor andersoni, 3328 nucleotides. The record is from RefSeq and is a predicted model, not a curated record. NCBI's taxonomy places the organism in Eukaryota, Metazoa, Arthropoda, Arachnida, Ixodida, Ixodidae.